Molecule: messenger RNA, 7040 nt
Organism: Sus scrofa (pig)
Lineage: Eukaryota; Metazoa; Chordata; Mammalia; Artiodactyla; Suidae
Gene: DSC3
Product: desmocollin 3
Biological process (GO): homophilic cell-cell adhesion
Cellular component (GO): desmosome; plasma membrane
Molecular function (GO): calcium ion binding; gamma-catenin binding
Source: RefSeq, a predicted model, not a curated record
GCUGGCCGGGACCGCUUUCCCGAGAACGAGCACCCGCUGAGGCUGCUGAGAAGCCAAGGGGCAGGCUCGGGCAGCUCCCCAGCGGCUCCCGCAGUGAUACAACUUGAGAAAUAACAAGGAGGGGCGGCUCAGCGUCUCUGAGUCCAAUCCUGUCUCGGGAGUGAACACGCUCCCGGGCAAGUAAGCCUGAAAGAGGCCCUGACGACUUAAAGAUUAUCAGCCAAGAGAAGCGCACCUCCGGCGCCGCUGCAUCACUGCGAGUUCUGGCCUCUCGCAUCCAGCCAGGCGUCCUCCUCCCGGCCCCGCGCCCCGAUGGCAGCCGCCGGGUCCCGGAGCUCCCUGCGCGGAGCCAGAGGUCAGCUGCUGCUGACCCUCUUGGUCUUCAGUUUUGCUUGUGAAGCCUGCAGAAAGGUGAUAUUUAAUAUACCUUCCAAACUAGAGGCAGACAAGUUGGUUGGCAGAGUUGAUUUGAAAGAGUGCCUCAGGUCUGCAGACCUCAUCCAGUCCAGUGACCCUGAUUUCAGAGUUCUAGAGGAUGGGACAGUAUACACAGCCCGCACUGUUGUGUUGUCUGAUGAGAAAAGAUCAUUCACUAUAUGGCUUUCUAACACAAAGGCACAGACGCAGAAAGAGCUUCCGGUGCUCCUGAAACAUCAGAAGAAGGUCCUCAGGAAAAGAAACACCAAAGAAACUAUUCUCAGGCGUUCCAAGAGGCGAUGGGCCCCUAUUCCGUGCUCAAUGCAAGAGAAUUCCUUAGGCCCUUUCCCGUUGUUGCUCCAACAGGUUCAAUCUGAUGCGGCACAGAACUAUACUAUCUUCUACUCAAUAAGUGGACGUGGAGUUGACCAAGAACCUUUAAAUUUGUUUUUCAUAGAAAGAGACACUGGAAAUCUGUACUGUACCCAGCCAGUGGAUCGUGAAGAAUAUGAUGUUUUUGAUCUGAUUGCCUAUGCAUCAACUGCAGAUGGGUAUUCAGCAGACCUGCCUCUUCCACUGCCCAUCAGAGUGGAGGAUGAAAAUGACAACUACCCUAUUUUCACAGAAGAAGUUUAUAAUUUUGAAGUUCUAGAAAGCAGUAGACAUGGUACUACAGUGGGAGUUGUUUGUGCCACGGACAAAGAUGAACCAGACACGAUGCAUACACGCCUGAAGUAUAGCAUUUUGAAUCAGACACCAAGAUCACCUGGGCUCUUUUCUGUGCAUCCCAGCACAGGUGUAAUCACCACAGUCUCUCAGAAUUUGGACAGAGAGGUUGUAGACAAGUACUCAUUGAUAAUGAAAGUCCAAGACAUGGAUGGUCAGUUUUUUGGGUUGACGACUACAGCAACUUGCAUCAUAACAGUGAAAGAUUCAAAUGACAAUUUACCCACUUUCAGACAAAAUGCUUAUGAAGUAUCCGUAGAGGAAAACACAGUCAAUAAGGAAAUCUUGCGAAUACCUGUAGAAGAUAAGGAUUUAAUUAACACUGCCAAUUGGAGAGCCAAUUUUACUAUCUUAAAGGGCAAUGAAAAUGGACAUUUCAAAAUCACUACAGACAAAGAAACUAAUGAAGGUGUUCUCUGUGUUGUAAAGCCACUGAAUUAUGAAGAAAACCACCAAGUGGUCUUGGAAAUCGGCCUAAGUAAUGAAGCUCCAUUUUCUAGAGAUGCCGCCCUCAGGAUGACAACCAUGAACAGAGCCUUGGUCACGGUUCACGUGAAGGAUCAGGAUGAAGGGCCCGACUGCAGCCCUGCAGUCCAAUAUGUACGGAUUAAAGAAAACUUGGCUGUGGGCUCAAAGAUCAAUGGCUAUAAGGCAUAUGACCCUGAAACUGGAAGGAGCAGUGGUUUAAGGUACAAAAAAUUGAAUGAUCCCAAAGGAUGGAUCACCAUUAACGAAAUUUCGGGGUUGAUUGAAACUUCCAAAACAUUGGACAGAGAGGCCGCAGGUCCCAGAAAAGAUUUGUAUAAUAUUACAGUCAUGGCAAUAGAUCAAGACGGUAGAUCAUGCACUGGAACCCUUGCAGUUGACAUUGAAGAUGUGAAUGAUAACCCACCAGAAAUCCUGCAACAUUAUCUAGUAAUUUGUAAACCAAAGAUGGCGUAUACUGACAUUUCAGCCACUGAUCCUGACGAGUCCAUCAAUGGCGCUCCGUUUUAUUUCAGCUUGGCAAACGCUUCUCCAGAAAUCAACAGGCUGUGGACCCUCACCAGAGUAAAUGAUACAGCUGCCCGUCUCUCAUAUCGGAAAAAUGCCGAAUUUCAAGAAUAUUAUAUUCCUGUGACUGUAAAAGACAGAGCAGGUCAAUCUGCAAGGAAAACCUUGAGAGUAAAUCUCUGCGACUGCACACAUCCGAGUCAGUGUUACGCACGGAGUGCCAGAGUGGUCCUUGGCAAAUGGGCGAUCCUUGCAAUACUUCUGGGUAUAGCACUGCUUUUCUCUAUAUUGGCAACUUUAGUAUGUGGACUUGUUAAUGCUGGAAAAAGAAAAAGUUUUCCUGAAGAUCUGACACAGCAAAACUUAAUUAUAUCAAACACAGAAGCACCUGGAGAUGAUAAAGUGUGUUCUGCCAAUGGGUUUACGACCCAGACAGUCAACAGCUCCAGCCAAGGCUUCUGUGGUACUCUGGGAUCGGCAGUUAAAAACGGAGGGCAGGAAACCAUUGAAAUGGUGAAAGGAGGACACCAGACCUUGGAAUCGUGCCGGGGGAUGGGGCAUCAUCACACACUGGAUUCCUGCAGAGGGGGGGCCGUGGAGAUGGACAACACCAGAUACAGUUACUCAGAGUGGCACAGUUUCACGCAACCUCGUCUUGGUGAAGAAUCCAUUAGAGGACACACUGGUUAAAAAUUAAGCAUAAAAGAAAUUGCAUCUGUGUAAUCAGAAUGAAGACCACAUACCGUCUCAAGAUUAUGUUCUUACGUAUAACUAUGAAGGAAGAGGGUCUCCAGCGGGUUCUGUAGGGUGCUGCAGUGAAAAACAGGAAGAAGAUGGCCUUGACUUUUUAAAUAAUUUGGAAGCUAAAUUUACUGCAUUAGCAGAAACAUGUGCAAAGAGAUAAUGUUACAGUGCUACAAUUAGACACGUCUUGGUUAGACAUUCUGGAACUUCCCAAAAGGGAUAUUGUAAAAUUCAGUUUAUAUCUAUCUAUCUAGAUAGAUAGAUAUGUAUGAAUAUGUAUGAAAUUUUCUAAAAUUUUUGAAUUUCACUAUGCACUAAUUUGUAGUUCUAAAGCAACUUGUUACAUAUCUUUUCAAGAAGUCAAAAAUGUUAAAGCAGAUAUUGCCUCUUUUACUGCUGAGAAAAUAGACAACCAGAAGAUCUCAUGCUAUAGCACUGGAAUUGGGUCUAUAAAGGUCUACAUUACAAACAUCUUCCCAAUGACUACAUUGGGCAAAUAUAGUCCAAUAAUAAGAAGCCAUAGUUGAUUGGAUAUGGUAGAACAGCUCCGUGGGCUAGAAAUUCCAUCCUUCAUCCAGAUUUAGAUAAAAGUGGAAUAUUAAGUAUUACAGUAAAUUAUGUUGGAUUUUUUAGCUCUAAAAAAAAUCAGAGCACCUAGUCAUUUGCUCUGAAAGCUACUAGAAUUUUGUUUUCCUUCUAGGUAGCAAUUAGAGCAGUUCUGUCUACUCAAUCUCAUAAUAAGGUCUCAAAAACGCAUAACCACAAAAUUAAAAACUACACCAAGAAAAUGUAGGCCAAAACACUUUGUGUUUUUAUGCUUUUGAAAGUGUGUCUUGGAAUUCCCAUCUUGGCUCAGCGGUUAAUGAAUCUGACUAGCAUCCAUGAAGACACAGUUUCGCCCCCUAGCCUUGCUCAGUGGGUUAAGGAUCUGGCAUUGCUGUGAGCUGUGGUGUAGGUCACAGACGCUGCUGCUCUGUUCUUGCAUUGCUGUGGCUGUGGCAUAGGCCAGCAGCUACAGCUCCAAUUCGACCCCUAGCCUGGGAAACUCCAUAUGCCGAAAAUGUGGCCCUAAAAAGCAAGAAAAAAAUAAAAGGGUGUGUCUUAUGGUUUACAAAAGGAUUGUUAUGAGGAAUGUGUCCAGGUUUCCUUAAUAUUAAGAAACAAAACCAUAUUCACCAUGCAAAGAGUUGUUGCCAGUAUUGGAAUGAAAGAAACUAAAUAUCUAUUGAAAUUGUAAUCACAGGUCUUUUUCCUAAAAUUCAGGACUGCUAUUCAUAACUUGCUGGUAAUGAAAAUUAUGCCAAGAAAAUGUUGCUUUUCUUCUCUUGAGAAUUGUACUUUCAUAUUUUCAUUUGCAAGUUUAGCAUAUGUGGCUCUUUAUUUUCUCUCAGCAGUAGUCAUUUACAAUUAGAAUAUCUUAUUCUAGAUGGACUGUGGUUAUUCUAGAUGGACUGUGGUUAUGCCAUACAGUUAGCCUACAGAAAUGGACUCCUGUUAUAGUUACAAGCAGCAGCGAGUCUUAAACAUGCAUUUUUAUUCACAAUCAUUUUCAAAUAAAAUACAUUAUUCCUUACUAGAGCAGAUAAAUAUUACAAAAUGCUAGAAAGAAUCAAAGGAUAUAGGGAAAUUUAAAUCUCGGGUGCAACUUAAUAUCACCCAAGAUGUUGCUUAAAUUUAAUGCUUCUCAAAUGUGUUCAUGUGCAAGCACCUCCAGAAAGUCUGGCAAAAUUCCCCGAAGCCAUAGUGUUUAAAUUUAAAAUAAUUAAUAUCUAAACUUAUGAUAAACCUAACAUAUUAUUGUACAUUUACUUCAAAUGAUCAUUCUAGAAAUAGAAAUAAUAGGCAUCACUAGCUAAAGAAGAUUUUGAAAGAAAAAAAAUUAAGACUAAAUUAAUUUUAAAACUUUCACCUAUGAGGGAUUGGAACCUAGGCCUCCAUUCCCUACCCCUGCCAAAAAAUUCUUUAUUUAACUUUGGAGGCAGAAUUUGUUGAGUUAGUUCAUGAAGUGGCAGUGUUCUGUUAGGAGUACAGUCUGAACUGAAUAUAUAUAUGUAGAUAGGUAUAGAUUAAUGGUGUAUUGAUUAACCAAUGCAACAUUUAAAACAAAAUGAAAAAAAAGAAGAUAUUAAUGUAAAAUGAGGCUGGGAUGUGAUGUGUCUUAUGAUAAGAAUCAGGGGUUUAAAAGCAAGAACUUAGAGUUCCCUGGUAGCUCAGUAGGUGAAGCAUCCAGCGUUGUCACUGCUCUGUCUCUGGUUACUGCUAUGGCCACAAGUUCUAUUUCCAGCCUGGGAAUUUCUGCAUGCCAUAGGCAUGGCCAAAAAAAGGAGAACUUAUGUUUGAUUCUUAGGUGUUGCAUGAUAACUAAGCAUAUCAGAAAAUAGUUCAUGUACAUUUAAUUAAUCUGUUUAAAAUUGUAUAGAGCUAACCAAACUUUUCUGGUUCGGUGGAAAGGAAAGAGGGAACCAGUGGAAGAGUAGCUUUGCUUUGCUGUCUCUUUCUGCAUCUACGCAUGGGGAGCAAACUGGUGACUGGCUAGCACAGCUAGGGCGCUCUGACUUCCGCAGCCAAGUUCCCAGAGAUGAAAUGUUUUUCCUGGAUUUAAUACUAAAAACUUCUUUUAACCUAAUUCUGGUAAAAAUAAAUUCGCCAUCAUCAUUUUCUUUCUCUCGCCUACCAAUUGGCACUUAAAACAAUUUAGAGCCAUGAGGCUGGGCUCUCUCGGUUAGAUUUUAAAGGAUAAAGGGAGCUGAGGCGGGAGGAUGAAUCUUGCAGAAAGGAUUGAGUGGGCCAUGACCCCAAAUCCGUCACCUUGCCUCUGUGUUCUUUUUUUUUCAUUUUUUUUUUUGGCCGCCCCAUGGCAUAUGGAGGUCCUUGGCCAGGGAUCAGAUCCAAGCCGCCGUUGCAACCUACACCACAGCUGCAGUAAAUGCUGGAUCCUACUGUGCCGUGCCAGGGAUCGAACCUAUGUCCCAGUGCUCCAGAGAUGCCGCUGACCCCGUUGUGCUACAGCAAGAACUCCUGCAUGUGUUCUAAUUAGACCCUGGAGACUAUAGGCUACUCUCUGCCCUGUUUUAAAGAGGCCAUAGGUGUGACUCAAGGAAAUCCACUCUCCUAUCAGGCCCCCUUCUUUAAUCUCUCUCCCAACUUUAUCAAUAACACUUAGCUGGCAGAUACUUCAGGUUGUCAGUCACCCUUCUGUAUGAAUGAUUUUUUUAUGAGUUUGCUUUCUUUCAAGGAUUUUUAAAAUAAGGGAAGAACGAAGAAUUUUGAAUUCAUGAAAGAGAAAGAUUGUGCGGUCACUUGGGGACACAGGGAAUUUGGGGAGAGGGCCAGCCCAAGAGAGGUAUUUGCACAGUCAGAGAGUAACAGGAAAACCAAGGCCUUCGAGGGCCAAGAGAGAGGCCACCAAGGGGACCUGAGUGGUAACAAAAACAACAUUGCUUCUUAAUUUGCCCCAGGCCAGGCCCUUCCUUUUCCUUCUUUUCUCAAGCCGGUGGCAGCUGCCUUUUGAUUUUGAUGAAAUUGUCACCAGCCCUUUCUCUGUGCCUCGCCUUAUUUGGGGUGUGGAGUCAAGAAAAGAGCUGGGUAUAUGCUGAUCUGGGGGCUUUGUCAGGAUGGGCCUGAACUAGUUGUGGGGACAAGCAUGGCAUGUGUGAGCAGUGCUGGAUUCCUUCAAGCCCUCUGGACUCACCAAUUGAGUGCCUGUCUAAAAUUGUCUAUUUCGUGCUCUGCUUUCUGUUUUCUAAUUUGUGCCUGAAAUCUAGAUUUUUAGAUUUAGACAUUUUAAAGAGUAAUCUUUCUUUUAAAGUCUUCUUAUUUUUAAUGUCUAGCAGUCUUUCUGUAUAUGUGUAAGGUGAAAGUUAUGCUGUUUUAGCGAGAAAGAAAAUAUCUUUUGGAAGCUUUCAUUUUUUUUCCCCCCAGUGAAUGUUCCUUAAUUUUCAUGUACAGGUUAUUUUUUCCUAUUUUUGUAAGGAAGCAGCUGGCUCUCCGUCUAAAAUGCAGUGAGGUUUGUUUUGCCAUGUUUUUAGCAGAGCUUUAAUUUUGCUAUUGCAGAAGUUACUUUGCUUUUAGAGAAACAUGGCAGGGUAAAAGAAGCAAAAAAAUCAAUGCAUAAAGCAAUAUUUACAGGUACAGGAUGGAAUAAAACAAUAUUAACUUGA